GCUUUGUGGGUAAAUCUGGAUCAAAAGGACAGAAAAACACAGUUUACAUCAGAAAGAUGACCAUUCACGUCUCCAAACCACGACUAAUUACUAAAAUAACAUACAGGAACAAUAAGAUCAGCUCUUGGAAAAUCACAUUGUGAGGUCAUGUUUUUAUUACCAUAGAAACUGUAUUAGAAUGGUACCAUAUUUCUAGCGUUUCCAUUUAUUUUGGGAGUGUCCACAUAUGAUUCCAGCUGUUGUCUGAUUUAAAAGAUAAACUAAUUGUUCAUAAACCAAAAACAACACACAUUGAGUAAAUAUUUACCCAGGACUCAUGUGUUCUGUGGAUUUUAGAAUGAGCAGGAGUUGAGGAUGUAAAUAAAUCAUUCAUAUUUUAAAAGUCAUGUAAUUUCCCCAUUUGUUGUCGAGUUAUUUGACUUCCCACACACUGAUUUGACAAACCUGAGCAGUCUGGAAGGAUGAGAAAGUGUCCCGUUCUCUGACUAAUGACUGAGCAGCAAACGCCCCGACUGCUCAGAAGUGUGUGAAGUCAGCCGUCUGCCUGGCACCGGUGUGUGUUGAUGUGCUUCCAGCUGUUUGUGGCAAAUCCUGAAGUCUGGACUGCAGGGCCCUCCCUACAUCCAAUGAGAUCAUCUCACUCCCAAUUAGAAGAAGUCCACCGAUUAACAGCAGGGUCAGGGUCUGUGACUUCUUUAAAAGCAGAGCGAGAGACGGAUUCAUCAGAGAGGAGCUCAGAUCAGGUUUACCACGCGAUGGCUCGAAAACUGAUUUGUGCUGUCGUUUUGCUGACUUGUGCUUUGAAAUUUGGUUCCUCCCAGACAAGCUGCAGAGGACGAUGUGGUGCCGAGUACUACAGAGGCCACAUGUGUCAGUGUGACUACACCUGCUUGGCAUAUGAUGAGUGCUGCAAAGACUAUGAAUCCCAGUGCACCACAAAAAACUCAUGUCAGGGCCGCUGUGGGGAAACCUUCAGGAGAGGCCGAUCAUGCAGCUGUGACUCUGAAUGCGCAAAUUUUAAACAAUGCUGUCCAGAUUACGCGGCUCAUUGUGAUGCGGACGAGUCAACUCUGACAGAAGCAACAGAAGAGCCUCUGUUCAGCGAGGGAAACAAUGCAGACAGCAUCUUAAAUCUUCCAGACAUCCCAACGCCAUCCCUACUAGAUGAUGCAAACGUCGAUGUGUUCGGCAAAGUCACUCCGGAUGAGGAUUUUUCCAAUGAUGGAGUGAAGGAUCAGGAGAUUAGUCCAGCCCCCGAAUACAGCAGUGGUAAUGGACCAUCUACAGCUGACCUGCUGUUGGACGAAAUUCCAACCACAGCCACUCUGGAUGGAGACACUCCGGUGUUCACAACAGCGAGGGCUUUCUCUCAGACAGAGGUAGCUCCUUCAGGUGACCCCGUUACGCUUCAUCCCACAGCUGGAGAAACAACAGCAGACCCAGGAGAUCCUACAAACUCUUCGGACGAAUAUCCUACUGUCCCUCAACCCACACCUACAGUUGGCCCAAACGACAAGCUGCCUACUUCCACCUCAGGACCACAAGCAGAACCUACAACUUCCUCUAGUGUCACAGAGACUAAAACCACAACUCCUCCUUUCGAUCAGGACUCGACCACAGUCCUGGAAAACUCUCAGAUCACCAGUGCAGCUCCAGAGGAACUCACCUCAAUCCCCAACACACAAAACUACCCAGAAAACGUCACAUCUUCUCUGGCAGACCCCAACGGCCCAGCCACGGUCUCUCCAACAGAUGCAGAAACUCCUACAUCAACAGCUCCGGUGCAAAAUGAAAACACAGAUUAUGCCACACCAGAGAGAACUACAGCUGAUCCGUCGUCCGUUACCUCAAAACCAACUGAUCCUCAAACAUCUGAACCCACCUCCAAACCUCAGGGUGAAGACGAUUUGUCUAAACUAACACCCUCCUCUAAACCUGACCCCAAACCUCUGGAUCCUCAAAUGCUGACCAUAGCUAAUCCAGGAGAUUACCAAUCAGAUGACAGAAACGAUUUAAACCUGUGCAGCGGGCGUCCGGUCAGUGGGGUCACCACUCUGAGGAACGGCACUGUGGUGGUGUUCAGAGGUCACUACUUCUGGUUUCUGGACCAACACCACGUGCCAAGUGCUCCCCGAGCCAUCACCCAGACGUGGAGAGUUCCUUCCCCCAUUGACACUGUGUUCACCCGCUGCAAUUGCCAGGGGAAAACGUACAUAUUCAAGGGAGGUAAAUACUGGAGAUUUGAAAACGACGUUUUAGAUGCUGGUUACCCCAAAUUAGUGAAAACAGGUUUUGAUGGGCUGCAGGGGCACAUCACAGCGGCCCUGUCGGUUCCGGAGUAUCGCAGCAGGAAGGAAUCAGUUUACUUUUUCAAGAGAGGAGGGUUUGUUCAGAAAUAUUCCUACCAGUUUGGCACCAGUUCAACAUGUGACAAAAAAGUCCACCAACCCAUUUACACGGUCCGAGCCCGAAAGGUCAGACAAGCAGUUUCGGUUUUAGAACCAGCCAUCAACAUCCGUAAAUCCUGGAGAGGAUUCCCCCCCACCAUCACCGCUGCUGUGUCUGUCCCAAGCAUCAGAGAGCCAGAGGGGUACAAAUACGUCGUCUUCUCACGAUCAACAACGUACAACGUGAGGAUGGAUGGUGAACGACCCGUCGUCGCAGCUCCUCAACCAAACGGGACGCCUCAAACCAAUGCCUUCUUCAAGUGUCCAAAAAGUGUUUAACUUCAAAGCAGCACCUAUCAGGCAGCUUCCAUC
Molecule: messenger RNA, 2759 nt
Organism: Nothobranchius furzeri (turquoise killifish)
Lineage: Eukaryota; Metazoa; Chordata; Actinopteri; Cyprinodontiformes; Nothobranchiidae
Gene: prg4b
Product: proteoglycan 4b
Source: RefSeq, a predicted model, not a curated record